AUGGCUCUUCAACCACAAGAGAAAUGCGAAGAUCUUCGUAAUUUAUACGAUUAUACCAGUAUUGAGACUUCUCAAUAUUUUGAAAAUAUUAUUCAAAAUCCCGGAAUAAAAGUUGCUUUUAGUCUAAUAACAGAUAUUGUUAGUAAUGGGACAACAGUACCAUCCUCAUCAAAUAAUAGUCUAUCAUCUAAUAUUGAAGAUUAUAAUGACAUUGACAAAAGUCUUUGGACUGCAUCCGAUAUCGAAUACAAAAUUGAAGAAUUAAUAAAAAAUCCAGAGUUUAAUAUCUUAGACUUGCCGUGCAAUGAAACAAAUGGUUGGUUACAAAAAGAAAUAGAUAAGAUCGAGUUAGAAAAUAUCGAUAAAUCAAUUCAAGAUCGACAAAUGAAUGUUGCAACUCAGCCACCAACCAACAUUCGUCGACGAUAUCGAAGUGAUGGAAAACGUCAGAUUGAAAAAUCUCGCUCAAAGCCGAUGACAAUCAAAUUACCAAAUUUAAAAAAUUGUAUAUUAAAUGCAAAUCAAUCAUUUUGGAUUGAGUUAAUACUCAUAACUACUCAAGAAAAUCCUGCAAAAAAAGUGUUCAUUCAUAUUGAUAAAAUAGAAUAUCAUGCAAAUGAUUUACCAGAAUGUGAUCAUGGAUUUGUACGAAUUCCACUAACUCCAGCAGAUAUUCAAAAAGGAAUAAAACAACUAGCACGUAUAUCAAUCAUCAAAGAAAAAUUAGAUUCAUACACGUUUAAAUUAACACCCUUCGAUCAGUUAUCAAUAGAUAAUUCAAUUGAAAUAUAUGAAAAUAAAAAUGUAAAGGCACUUAUUAAAAAAGCUAAACGUUUUCGUGACGCAUACAAUUUAACAUCAAGUCGUAUUGUAUGUCAAUUACUCGUUAAACAAAAUGAGACAUGGCAUAAAACAGAUAUUAUAUGUGAAACAAAUAUUAUGAAAGAAAUAAAAAAACCGAAAAAACUAAAUAAGCGUUCAAAAUCUUCUAAUAUCAGAAAUCAUGAUGAGAAUGAUGAAGACGAUGAUUAUUUAGUUCAUUGUCGAAACAUGCCUGUUACAGCUUUUCAAGAAUUUCUUUCAAUAUCUACUGAUCAAGAACUAACAGUUCCAAGUGAAAAUAUAAACGAAGAAUUUCAAUGUGUGCUAUUAGAUAUUCAAAUUAACGAUAAUGGCAUAAAAAAUAAUGUACAUCAAUCGAUGGAUGUGCAUGAGGAAGAAGGAGAGACAGAAGAAGUCAUGUUACAAAAUGGAAUAAUCAAUCAAGAAACUGAUAGUAUGGAUGUCCAAGCAAUUGUAAAUGCGAUAUAUUACUAUGAUAAUCCAAUCAUGCGAAUGCAUACACAGCCGGUUGCAAGACAUCAUAUUCGUUAUCGUACGGAUGGAAUUCGUUAUUUAGAACAAUCUCGUCGCAAUCCAAUGUCUAUUGAAGUUUUACCUAUAUUAAAUGGAUGUUUAACAAAAGUAGAACAAUCAUUUUGGCUUGAACUUACAUUAGUUACUACACAACAAAAUCCACAACAUAAAAGAUUUCUUCAUCAACAUGAAAUGAUUAAUAAUGAAGAAAAUGUAGAACAAAAUGGCUUAGGAUCAUUCCGUGUUCUAUUAACAGAAGAAGAGAUUCGUCGACGAAGAAAAAUAUUUCGACAUUUGUCCAUAAUGAAAACACGACUUAAUAAUUAUACAUUUCAAUUAAUUCCAUUCGAUCCGUUCAUGGAAGAUAAUCAUGUCGAAGCUUAUACAUUGCCAAAUGAAGAACGUAUGACAAAAGUACAAAAAGCAAAAUGUUUCGAUCAAACAUAUCAUACAAACCAGUACCAAAUUGUUUGUCAAUUAAUUAUAAAACAAAAUGAUCAAUGUUUGAAUUCUUUAUUUUUUACAACUCUUACAGUAAAUUGGUUGGACGACACUGAUAUUGAUUCAUGUUUAAAAGACAUAAUCGAUGGCAAAGAUUCAUUAAAUGUUACUUCAGGUUUCAAGUUCGGCAAUGGUUCCAUUGUUCCAACAGAAUUGGUUGAUCCUCUACUAGAUAGUCAAUUGAACAUUGAUGCUAUCCUAAAGAAUGAAGAAUUUACAGGAGACGAAUUUGACCAAAUUCUAGUCGGUAGUUUACCUGAGGAAACAAUUGUAUCACAAGAUAAUAAUCAAGAGAAUGUGAACGAAAAUCAGAAAAAAAUGAGUUUCGAGAUAAAUACAAAUCAAUUUGCCUGUAUCGAUGAUGUAAUGACUGUCAAAGAACAACCAAAACCUGAUCAACGUGCUCGUUAUGAAAGUGAUGGUCCACGUUUUUUGCCUGAUUCAAAAAAACAUCCAAUGUCUAUUGAAUUGCCGGAUUUAUCAUUAAUAUCAUUGCCUGAAAAUGCAUCAUUUGGAAUUGUUCUAACAAUGGUAACAUCAACAAAAAAUCCAAGAAAUAAAACAUUUGUACAUGUCAAUGGUAUUAAGUAUCGUACUGAAGAUGCAAUCGAAAUAGGUUGUGGAAGUAUUUUUCUUCCAUUAACUAAAUCAGAUAUACUAAAAUGCGAAAAAAAAUUUCCACGUUUAUCUAUAAUCUGUAAAAAAUUUGAAGAUUAUACAUUUGAUUUAACAUCAUUUAAUCUAUUAACUGUUGAUAGAAUAACAGAAAAAUAUACACUUACAAAUGAAGAUGAUAUUGGCAAAGUAGCAAAAGGAAAACAACUCACCAUUGAUUAUGAUCUACUUUGCUAUAAAAUUAUCUUUCAGUUAGCAUUGAAACAAGAAAAUAUUUUUAUGAUUUCAAAUAUUAAAUGUGAAACAGAGAUAAUUAAUGAACAAAAAGCAGCAAAAAAAGGUGUUAAACGAAAAGCUUCAUCAAACAAAAAAAUGCCCAAAAAAAGAAAGGGCAACAUUUGUAUGGCUAUGAUAAAUCCACCUAAGAAAUUCAACUCAUCAAAAUCAACAAGCAAUCAACAUGCGUUCACUCGAAAAUCUAAUUGUAAAAUAAAUCAAGUCAAAGGUUCAUCUGUAGAUAGUUCAUAA
Messenger RNA from Rotaria sp. Silwood1, 3000 nucleotides. The record is from the annotation of a GenBank genome assembly. Lineage: Eukaryota; Metazoa; Rotifera; Eurotatoria; Philodinida; Philodinidae.